This is a messenger RNA of Yarrowia lipolytica CLIB122, 6225 nucleotides long. RefSeq lists its product as uncharacterized. Gene Ontology annotation, molecular function: high voltage-gated calcium channel activity; calcium ion binding. Gene Ontology annotation, biological process: calcium ion import across plasma membrane. The record is from RefSeq and is a predicted model, not a curated record. Gene Ontology annotation, cellular component: membrane; voltage-gated calcium channel complex. Lineage: Eukaryota; Fungi; Ascomycota; Dipodascomycetes; Dipodascales.
AUGGCCGAAGAUAUCCCUCUAGAAGAGGUGGAAGGGAGCGGACGAAGGUGGUCCUCCAACAACCCCUUUCUAGAUCCUGGUUCCGGAACUAGACGCGCAGCAUCACGCUCGAACAGUUCUCUUUCGAGCGUAGAGUCCGGGUCUACAACAGAUAACCCAUCGAUUGCAUCGAUAAGACAGGGUCUAACUACUGCUCUAGGUGAGGGGGGCUCAGGAGGCGAGUGGCUCACCAGCGAGCAGAUCCACAAUGACGAGAAGCUGAGUCCGAAGAAACGACGGACUUCAGUGUUCGAAGAGAGCCCAAAGUCUACCAAAGGUGGGCUGAAGCGACCUGAAGUGGGAUGGAAUCCUUCAUCAAGUGACUACUUGACACCGAACAGAACUGUUGACUUUGAACUGGAAUCACUCGACAACAUCGCAUAUACGCCCAAGCGUUAUACCUCAUUUGAUUCUGCCGACCCUAUGAUGCACAACGAUUUGAGAAAUACCGACCUCGAGAGAGCAGUUUCGAGAAAUAGUCCCAAGAGCAAAGAUAACACCGGCGAUAAAUGGAACAACUUGACCUCAGCUGUCCAGAGAGUCUCAUACCGUAUCAUUUCGGGUAUGGAGCAGAUCGAUCCCGAUGAAAUAGUCACAGACGAAGAGGACAGAGAGAGCUCUGAUGGUACUAUUGAUGGUGAUGAGGAGGAUCCCUUCACACAGUAUGAUCACCUGCGGCCAAGUAGUCCACUCCGUCCCACAUCUCCUGUGAGGCCAAGUCCCCACAGGUUCAACUCAAACACAUCUUCAAGAAGACCCACUACUCCAAAAAAUGACUACGACGACCCAUCGCAGUACUUGUUUGGACGUUCUCUACGGAUUUUUCCUCCUCAGCAUCCUUGGCGGUGGAAAAUGUGGAAGCUAUGUAGUUCCCCGUGGUUCGAGCCUUUUGUGUUACUUCUGAUUAUUUUGCAUACUGUCUUCUUGUUCUGUGAAUCAUCGUGGAACAUUUUUAAAGACAAAGACACUGAACACAUUUUCGCUUCGUGGGGUCAUAAGUGGACGGACUGGGGAUUUCUCGCAAUUUUCAUUUUGUACACUUUCGAGAUAUCAGCUAAAAUAGUUGCGUUUGGGCUCUGGGACGAUUCACAAAUGUUUUACUCCACUGGCCAAAUGCCAGACUCGUCGUGGAACAGAUUUUUCCCGAACAAGCUGACCAAAUCAUCUAGGUGGAACCAACGCAAAGGGACAAGUUCAGCUCCAAUCAGCCACGCCCUCACCUUACUUGUGCAUAACGAACAACCCACACAUCGUGUUCAAAGAGCUUUCCUCCGGUCGAGUUGGAAUCGAGUUGAUUUCAUUUCAGUUGUUUGCUAUUGGAUCUCGCUGGGGGUGGCUGCACACGACUACGACAUUAUUCACCAGCUAUUUCUCUUUCGCUUCUUAGCAUGCCUUCGAAUUUUGCGAUUGCUGAAUUUGACACAUGGCACCACCGCUGUGCUGAGAGCUCUAAAAACGUCAGCUCCUUUGUUGAUCAAUGUUUCAUUAUUCAUCGGCUUCUUCUGGGUGACCUUCUCUAUCAUUGGAACUCAAUCCUUCAAGGCGUCUCUUCGACGACAAUGUGUUUGGGUAGACUCCACAGGGCAACAGGAUAAUUACACUUAUGAACAAUACUGCGGUGGCUAUCUUCACCCGGAGACGCUCGAGCAUAUGCCAUAUGUCUUCACUGAUGGCACUGUUGGACCCCAAUCGAAAGGGUACAUGUGCCCGGCUGGCAGUAUCUGUGUCAGCGAUAAGAAUCCAUACGGUGGUACAGUGUCUUUUGACAACAUUUUUAAUUCUCUUGAAAUGGUUUUCGUCAUUAUUUCACUCAACACAUUCACCGAUAUCAUGUACUAUACGAUGGAUAGUGACUACAUGACUGCCUGUUUAUUUUUUAUGGCUGGGAUUCUCAUCCUGGCGCUGUGGCUUGCUAACUUGCUGGUGGCAGUUAUCGCCACGUCUUAUUCGCAAAUUCGUGUGGAGAUGAUUCUAUCACGGAAGUCUAAGACAGAGACCCUGUUUCGGAAGAGAUUAACUUCCGCAGAGGCUCGCAAUUUUCUCAAGAAAACUGUGAAGGGCCGCUGGUAUCUCCGUAUGGAAUGGUUAUGGAGUCUCAUUAUCUUCAUGUCUCUUGUCGUAAGCAGCACAAGAACAGCAGAUACUACAGACAGCCAAGAGACAGCGCUCUACAUUCUUGAGAUCAUAAUCACUUCCAUGCUUACAGCAGACGUGAUCUUGCGGUUUUAUGUCUAUUUGCCGAACUGGCGCAUAUUUUUCCUUAAUAUUGCCAACGUGGUGGAUUGUGCUCUUGGAGUCAUGUGUAUUGUCAUCCUGAUUCCCCCAAUUCACAACAAGCCCGUGCUAUAUGGUUGGCUGACGAUUUUCCAAAUUUUGCGGAUUUACAGAGUCGUGAUGUUCUUCAAAUUCACACGGCUCCUGUGGAGAAGAGUCGUGGGAAACUACAGAACUAUGUUUUACAUGAGUUGCUUCUUCUUUCUCUUGACAUUCCUCUGUUCUGUCAUGUCAACUCGACUACUGCGUGGUGUAAUUCCGCAAGAAGACGAUAGCGGCGAGUCGAUCGAGUUUUCAUUUUACAACCUACAGAAUACCUUUCUGGGAAUGUAUGCUCUCUCAACUACUGAGAAUUGGACAGAUAUGCUGUACAAUGGCCAGCAGUUCGCAACAAACACCUUCUCAGCUCUUUGCAUUGCUGCUUUUUUCAUCGGCUGGUUCAUCUUUUCCAAUAAUGUUGUCAUGAACCUUUUCAUUGCUCUGAUUACAGAAAAUCUUGACGUGUCUGAAGAAACCAAGCGCAUUGAACAGAUCAAGGGCUUCGUCCGGAAGUACACAGACCAGAUCAGCAACAACGGCGGAUCCCUGCCGACGAUGCAACUAUUGAUGCAAAAAGUGAAACAUCUCGGCAAGAACCGGGAGAUCAACCAAACAGACGGCUCACACGUGUUUGAUAUGUUGAUGCAACGUCACGUUGUGCAAGAUUUUCUAGAAGACGAGGUGAAUGAGGCGGAGGAGAUGCCGGCUGAACAACGAUCGCGGCCAUCGCGAAUCAAGCGCAUGCUGAAACAAGCACAUGUCAAGUCAUUGAUGUUUUGGCGCAAAAAGGAACCCACUGAAAAUCCUUUCUUAGAUCCCCCGCAAGGUGGAGAUUUUUUCUCCAGAAAGAAGAGCCUAAAUCCAAUAAAUUUGGCAAAGGAUUUCCUGGAUGAUUAUCAGCAGCGUUUGAAGACUCAGGAGGAAUUUUUGGCUGAGCAUCCGGAUUUCAACGUGGUGCUAUACUGCCUGCCUCCUCAUAACCCUAUUCGUCGAUUUUGCCAAAGGAUUGUAAUGCCAUCACAUGGAACUAGGCAUGAUGGUGUUAUUCCCAAGCAGUGGGUGUGGUACACAUUUACGUUCAUUAUGUUUCUUGCUACUGUUGCCCUAGUUGUGUUGGCAUGUGUUGCUACUCCGUUGUACCAGAAGGAGAAUGGAGGUGGUGGGGUGUGGUCUUGGAUCACCUGGUCCGAUUUGGGUUUUCUGAUUCUUUUCAGCAUCGAAGCCAUUAUCAAGAUUUUGGCUGAUGGAUUCUACUUCACACCCAAUGCCUACUUGAGAUCGUCGUGGGGUGUUAUUGACUUCAUAGUGCUGAUAUCUCUGUGGAUAAACAUGAUUGCCAUCUUUGCUGGAAAUGGUUACGUCUCUCGAGCUGUUCGUGCUUUCAAAGCUUUGCGAGCUUUGCGAUUGCUCAAUAUUUCGAAUGCAGCUAAGGAAACAUUCGAGAACAUCGUUAUCGUGGGCAUCAGGAAGAUCUUCGGCGCGGCCAUGAUUUCCAUGUGUCUGCUCUACCCUUUCAGUGUGUGGGGCUUGCAAAUCUUUAAAGGGCGCUUCUACAGCUGCAACGACGAAAAUACCGAAUUUCUUGCCAAUUGUAUCAACGAAUUUGCAUCCUCGCCGUCAAACUGGAAUGUCCUGGCGCCCCGCUCUGUUGUGAAGCCAUACUAUGACUUUGACAAUUUCGGUCAUUCCUUUCUAAUUCUGUUCGAAAUCAUUUCCCUCGAAGGUUGGACGGAUGUUCUCAAGACUACCAUGAGUAUUCAAGGGCCUGGGAUGAAUUUGGAGUGGGCCGCUUCAGUGAACAACUCGGCCUUUCUUGUCCUGUACAAUUUCAUUUCCACAGUUUUCAUUCUCACGUUGUUCAUUGCUGUCAUCAUUAAGAAUUAUUCGAGAACCACGGGUACGGCAUUUCUUACCCAAGAGCAACGGGCUUGGGCAGAGGCUGAAAAAAUCCUGAAGCUGGUAAAACCGUCCAUUGUACCGGUGUACGUGCGUGAGGGAACAUGGCGUGAAUACUGCUACAGAGUAGUGACGAAUCGAAAGGGCAAGUGGAAUAAGUUUCUUGCGGGUCUGUUGUUUAUCCACCUCAUUAUUUUGUGCUUAGAAUGGUAUCCUCAAUACCUAUAUGCCGAAGACAUUCGAAAUGGGCUCUUUCUACCCAUCCUCAUUAUCCUGGAUCUCAACGAGAUUAUGAGGUUUUAUGCUUUUGGUUACAAGGGUUUCAUGUCCAGAAAAUGGGAUCUCUACACAGUACUUGUUGUGACGGGUGCAUUAGUGACCACCAUCUUCUCUUUUGCUUCUUUCGUUUCCAACACUUACUACAACUUCCAGAAGUUGUGCCAAGUCGGUAUUCUGCUACUUUUCAUUCCACGAUCAGAGCGACUCGACCAGCUGUUCAAAACCACGUCAGCUUCUUUUGCAUCCAUUUUGAACCUCAUGGCUACGUGGAUCGUCUUAUUUGUGGUAUAUGCUAUUGCGUUCAAUCAGAUUUUUGGUCUCACUCGAGUUGGCCCUAAUGGAACAGGAAACAUCAACUUCAGAACAGUCCCCAAGGCCCUGAUUCUCUUAUUCCGGAUGAGUUGUGGUGAAGGGUGGAACCAAAUCAUGUCUGAUUAUCUUUUGGAGCCGCCGUACUGUAUCAACGGUGCUGGUUUCAACGAGACUGAUUGUGGAUCCCGUCCCUACGCGUAUCUGCUCUUCAUUUCUUGGAACAUUCUCUCCAUGUACAUCUUCGUCAAUAUGUUUGUUUCUUUGAUUUACGAAAAUUUUUCGUAUGUCUACCAGCAGACUGGCCCACUCAGUCGAGCCAUCAAGCGGGAAGAGCUGCGGAAGUACAAGAAGGCCUGGAGAGAAUUUGAUCCCACCGGAACUGGAUACAUUAGGCCAGAUGAGCUCCACAGAUUUCUCCGACGAAUUGAAGGCACCUUCUCGAUGUGCAUUUAUGAAGGCGAUUGGUCUAUCAAAGAGCUGAUUUCAGACCACAACAUUAGAGUCAAUGACCAUGACCCUUAUGAUGUCGACCUUCCUGCGCUGAACAAGGCCGUUCGAACCAUCCCAGUCGGAGACAUGAUCAACAGACGCCGGGCCUUUGACACACUUUGUGAGCAAGUGUUACUUGAGAGAAACCCAGACAAGGGUAUAUCUUUUUCUCAAGUACUGCUGGCAAUUCCCAUCUAUAAGAUGGUUGAUGAAAACAAGUGCUUCAUGCUAGAUGCCUAUCUCAAGCGACGAAUCAUGCUUCAACAAGUGGAAGAGAACCUUCUGAAGGCAAAACUACGAGGCUUCAUGGAUAUGGUGCAACUCAGAAGAGAGUUUCACGAACGACGAGACGAUAUGGGUCCUAUGUCAGCUUCGAGAGAUCCAUUUGAGAGCACAGGAGUGACUAGAAUACCUUCGGGCUCGCGAAAGAACAUUGUGCCUCAAAUUUUCAUCACUACUGAUGGCGACAGCAAAGAAGACUUUACCAGCGAGGAGCCAUCGUUGCUUCCUAGGAAAACGGCGGACUUCGAUGUGGAAGAGGUACCUACAACACCUGAUGGUGUUCCAGUUCCAGCAGACUACUUCCUGUCUACAGACCCAAUGACACCGAACCCGAAUGCUGGCAGCUCUGGCCGUUUCUCAUGGGCUUCGGAACGGUCAAACAUUGACAGGAACUCUAUGUGGGACCGGCGCGUAUCAGGCGACAGUGACAAUUUCAAGGACCAAGACUCCUCUGAUUUGAACCUCAUCCACAGACAGGAAGACCAGCUCAUCGACUCGUUUGAGAACUCCGUUUGGGGUGGAGCUCUGUCCAAACGAGCUAGCCGAUACCAACGUGCAGAGCAAGAUGACGAGAAGGAUGAAACACUUGACGACGAUAGCCACGACUACAUCUAA